Messenger RNA from Knipowitschia caucasica, 2199 nucleotides. The record is from the annotation of a GenBank genome assembly. Lineage: Eukaryota; Metazoa; Chordata; Actinopteri; Gobiiformes; Gobiidae.
AUGUCUGCAACGAACCCCAUCAGCUCCCUGUCAUCCAACGACAGCUACUCCACCGUGAGCGCGUUCGAAGUAGCGCGUCCUGCGGAUGGACAGAAGCGGCUGCUGCUCUUCAGCCUGUGCUUAACCAUCGCGGUUGCCACAUUCGCUGGCGGCGUGUUUUCCUUACUGUCUCUGAUUCGCAUGCGGAGGAAGACUUCCUUAUGCCUCAUCGUGGCUUCAUUGUCCAUUGACGACCUCCUCAGCGUGGUGCCUCUGUCCCUGUUCAUGCUGCUGCAGUGGCAGAGGCAAGAGAGCUCCGGGGGACUGUGCACUUUGUCUGGACUUUUGUACGUGUUCCAGGGCGUCUCAAGCAACAUGAAAGCUUGUCUUAUUGCUGCUUACACCUUUUAUGUGACCAAGAGGUUCGGGGCACUCCAUUCAUCCCGCCACCAGCCCCUACGAGUGACCUCGGCAAUAGUGGGCGUGUGGGCAGUCAGUCUGGCCGUGAGCAUGUUGCCUCUUUGUGGCUGGGGUAGUUUCGCUCCUGCGUCUCUUGGAUGUUUUCCGGAGAUAGACAGUUUUUACAUCCUGCUCCUCUUAUCAGUGUACUCCCUGUGUUUUUGUGGGUUGCUUUUUUUCUUUAUCCCUCUCACUUACCAUCUGCUGUGCUCCCGGGAGUCACAGAGGGCUCUGCUGUACCCCACUUACCUCGACAUGGCAGAGGGAGUAACCGCGUCUUCGCACCUCUGUCUUGACAACCCCAACCAAAGUUUGGGCUUUUAUAACGAGCUGAGUCCCAGCUCCUGUGGGACAAUGGGCUCAAAGCUGAGGGACAGAAAGGACAGCGGCCUGUCCCCAGUGUGUGCCGGCGCGCACAGGGAAGGGGGUGUAGGUGACGUCCCAAUGCUGUUCGCUCAGAAGCGCUUCUCUAUGGUGCUGGCAGUGCUUAGAGUCAUUCUCUGGAUGCCUAUAAUGACCCUGGUGCUGGUGAGACAUGCGAUAAACGCUCGCAGUUUGUCCCUGGAAACUCUGAGCUUCUUCCUGACUCUGCUGGCCCCAGCCAUGACCCCCCUGUUUGUUCUGUCGGAGCGCUGGAUACACAUGCCCUGUGGCUGCUUCAUCAACUGCAAAAGAGACCCCAGGCACCACAAUUCAGUGGUGAAAACAGGACUUGAGUUUAACCUGUCUUUCCAACAAGGUUACGGUGUCUAUAAGCUUUCCCACGCUGCUCUCUCUCCUCCAUCUCCUCCCAGUCAGAAGCUUCCAUACCACAGCCUCUUCAACUGUGGCUUGUCGAACCCAGGCCUGGCCACUUUGCAAAGACCAGGGCCGUGUUUUGAUUUCAGCACCCCUAAUCCUCUGGACAGCUCCUCUCGUGCAGAUUUGCUCUUGGAGGCUGAGGCUCACGGGGCUGGAUGUUCUUCUCUCCCUCAUGAAGACCACCAGAUCAACAAUGACUUCCGCUGCAUUCCGUCACAGCAGUUGGGCUUCACAGAUUCGUCCUCGGUGUUCGAAGGGCCGGAGAGGAGACUGUCCCACGAGGAGUGUCGAAAAAUUGAGUUGACCGAUUGGGAAUGGUGCCGAAGCAAGUCAGAGCGGACUCCUAGACAGCGAUCAUCAGAUGGACUGUCAAUCCCGCUCUGUGCUUUCCAGGGCACAGUCUCCCUCCAGGCCCCAACGGGAAAAACACUCUCACUGUCCACCUACGAAGUCAGCAGUGACAUGCUCCGGAUAUCCCCCAACAAUGGCAAAAAAGUUGAAGUGUAUCGCUCCAAAUCCGUCGGCCAUGAGCCAAGUCCUGAAGACCCGAUGUCGGGCGGCCAUGCGGUGGACGUGAACGUGAGCAAUGUGGGCACGAAUGUGAAGAUCCACCUUGAAGUCCUGGAGAUCUGCGACAAUGAAGAAGCUCUGGACAGUGUGUCCAUCAUCUCCAACAUCAGCCAGUCCUCCACACACACCCGCUCUCCUUCUCUGCGAUAUUCAAGGAAAGAAAACCGCUUUGUGUCCUGUGAUCUGGGAGAAACGGCAUCCUACUCUCUACUCAUCCCCAGCGCGAUUAACCCAGAGGCAGAAAGUAUCAAUAUCUCCAUACCGGAUACUGUGGAGGCACACCGACAGAACAGCAGGCGCCAAAUAGAAGAGAGUGUGGGGUACCAUGAAGAAAUACAGCAGCUGAAUGAGGCCUAUAGGAAACAGGCUGAGGAAGAAGACCACUGCUGA